GAACGAAUUACAGAACUUAAUAUGUUGCUACUUUACGCAUCGGUACUGUUAGUGAGUGUACAUACUGUACAUUCAUCUUCAUGUACUGCCUUCUCUGUAUCAGAAUGUACGGGUGAUGGUAAUGCCAUCUAUCUUGAGUUAAACACAAGCAGAGACAAAUGUCAACAAUAUUGUGCUAUUGAGGAUCAGUGCAAAUUCUACAGAUAUUCUGAUAAACCAGUUCAGGGUGUUAACUGUUUACUUUACCAGGAACCUUUUAGAACUUACGUCGGACAUUGUAACGUCAGAUCCGGGCCAAAAGAAAAGGCUCCAAACUGUUUAGAACCGACUGAAGAUUCCUGUGAUGUGGUUCAAGGGGGUAAAUGUAUUUAUACUGGAGUUACAGUAGAAUCAUUCGAUUCUCUUCAGAUGGAGGAAUGUAUGGCAUUAUGUGCCAUUAAUCCCAAUUGCAAACUUUGGAUCCAUGAAAAAGAGUCUACGGAAUGCCAACUUUUGGACUCUUCUGAAAUCAUAUGUUUGGAAACAUUUGGUCCGCGAAGUUUCACCCCCACCGAAUGUGGAGAAGGCUCAGAACCAAGCACUACUGAAAAUCCAGAUCAAUCAACUCCAAAG
Molecule: messenger RNA, 612 nt
Organism: Eurytemora carolleeae
Lineage: Eukaryota; Metazoa; Arthropoda; Copepoda; Calanoida; Temoridae
Source: RefSeq, a predicted model, not a curated record